Molecule: messenger RNA, 1387 nt
Organism: Ruditapes philippinarum (Manila clam)
Lineage: Eukaryota; Metazoa; Mollusca; Bivalvia; Venerida; Veneridae
Product: glycerol-3-phosphate acyltransferase 3-like
Biological process (GO): triglyceride biosynthetic process
Cellular component (GO): endoplasmic reticulum
Molecular function (GO): glycerol-3-phosphate O-acyltransferase activity
Source: RefSeq, a predicted model, not a curated record
CUUUCUCUCAAUCAAAUUUGGUCCUUGACCUUAGUUCACGCAAACAACAAAUUUCAAUGGAAAAUUUAAUUAUUAUUGCUGUUUUAGCCCUAUUUUAUUUUUUAUUUGGAAUAAUAGUUUUAACCAUUGUUUUAGCUGCUGCAGGGCAGUCGCUUGGAAUCAGAAGAAAAUAUAUCCAGAUUCUGUUGAAAGUUUUUGAGUUUGGGAGGCGUAGGAUAAAUAGCUAUGCUGCAUCAGAAAGAGACAAACAAAAACAUUUACACAAGGAAGAAGAAGGCUCUGGUGAUGAGGGAUUGCCAGAAGCAGAUAGCCUCUCUGAUACUUCACAAGAGUCAGAGAACCAUGUUUUUACAGGUAAUGAUCAAGUGAUAUACCGUGACAUCUCAAUAUCAGCAUUAGAGGGAAUCAAAAUCCCAUCAAAGCGUCCCGAUUAUGACCUGACAUUUAAAAAGGACUUCCAUGUAUCUGAUAUCAUGUACUUUGUGAAAUGUGGAGUUGAGGCUAUAAUUCAAGAUGAUGUCACACACAGAUUUACAGCUGAAGACCUGAAAAGCUGGAAUUUCCUCACUAGAACAGAUAAAGGUUACCAAUUUAUAAGUAUGAGGCUUACAAUAUUGUGGUGGAUAGGCUGUUUAGUACGUUAUGGAAUUCUCUUACCAUUUAGGUUUACCUUGUGUACUGCGGGAUUAUUGUGGUUAAUAUCUUCUACAUUUUUAAUUGGUUAUAUUCCAGAUGGAAAGCAAAAACGAUUUUUAAACAGAAUUUCAAGUUUAAUGGCUCAUAGAAUACUAUGUCGUGCCAUGUCUGCUGUUGUAACGUUUAAUUAUUUAGAGCACCGUCCACGAAGUGGUAUAUGUGUAGCUAAUCACACAUCACCUCUUGAUGUUGUCAUACUCAGUAGUGAUAACUGCUAUGCGAUGGUUGGCCAGUCACAUUCAGGGUUUCUAGGCAUCAUGCAGAGAGCUUUAUCUCGAGCAACAUCACAUAUCUGGUUCGAGAGAUCAGAAAUUAAAGACCGUUUAGUCGUCUCUAAAAGAAUGCAAGAGCAUGUUGAGGAUCAACACAAGCUACCAAUUUUAAUUUUUCCCGAGGGGACAUGUAUAAAUAACACAUCAGUUAUGAUGUUUAAAAAGGGAGGAUUUGAAGUGUCUCCUGUGGUUUAUCCAGUAGCUGUUAAAUAUGAUAGUAGAUUUGGAGAUGCAUUUUGGAACAGUAGUAAAGAUAGUAUGAUAUUUCACAUAUUUCGCAUCAUGACCAGCUGGGCUUUAGUAGUUGAUGUCUGGUACCUGCCUCCUAUGAAAAGAUUGGAUGGUGAAGAUUCAGUGAGUUUUGCCAGUCGAGUGAAAGCUGAAAUAGCAAUACAAGGGGGUCUCGUUGACCUGGAAUG